AUGAGCGAGGGACGGCGAAACUCGCACGUAGACGUGCCCGAAACUGCCGCUACGACGGCUUUAGCCCUCCCAUCUUCGAGAAGUAGCAUCACGGGAUAUGGGGCGCCUGGCUUCUCGUCGGGGUUCAAGGCAGCGGGCAUGCUCGAUUCCACAAGGCAAGGAUCGCACCACCACGCAGGUGGGCGCCACAUCCUGCCCACGUCUAGGAUACGUUCAUCUUCACCUGGGGCGGGGAUGCUCACACCAGAUCAGAUCCCCGAGGCCCUCAGCCUAACCCUCGCCCUGGCUAGCCGGGGUGCGCUCCCGCCUGCCCUUUCUGGCGACAGGCGAGGCAGCGCAGACUCCACUUCAAGUCAGGAGAAGGGCUUGUCCCGGAACAAGAGGAAAGCCGGAGCGAUGAGCACGGCCAACUGGAAAGAGAAUCUCACCAGGCAUAUGACGACCUGGCACUCUCCAAUGCAAAACCGAUGCCCCUUUUGCAAGGACAACGCAAUGAGGCCGAGCUUCAACAGGUUGGACAACUUCAAAGAGCACAUCCUCCGCCACUUCCGCGACCGCAACAACUGCCGGGCGCGGACGGGGUUCGACCCGGCAGCAGAGGAGUUCUACCUCGGUAUUACGGAGAUGGUCAAGCAGAGGCGACAGCAGCAGCAGCACCAACAACACAUGGGCAUGUCGACAACAGCAGCGCAGCGAAAGAGGCUAGCCGAUCAUAUGAACGCGGCGGAGAGCCCCGGUAGCACGGACACAUGCGAUACGGGGAGCGACGCGGCGAGCGAUGUGGAUGGCGACGUGGGCAUGAUGGGCUGA
Parascedosporium putredinis is the source of this 810-nucleotide messenger RNA. The record is from the annotation of a GenBank genome assembly. NCBI's taxonomy places the organism in Eukaryota, Fungi, Ascomycota, Sordariomycetes, Microascales, Microascaceae.